Molecule: messenger RNA, 1694 nt
Organism: Oreochromis aureus
Lineage: Eukaryota; Metazoa; Chordata; Actinopteri; Cichliformes; Cichlidae
Gene: batf3
Product: basic leucine zipper transcription factor, ATF-like 3
Exons: 4
Coding region: 129-497 (122 amino acids)
Biological process (GO): regulation of transcription by RNA polymerase II
Cellular component (GO): nucleus
Molecular function (GO): RNA polymerase II cis-regulatory region sequence-specific DNA binding; DNA-binding transcription factor activity, RNA polymerase II-specific
Source: RefSeq, a predicted model, not a curated record
UUCUACCCGGUGUGUUUGAACUUGACUGGACUCAGUGCCCAGCACACACACACCUAUCAGUCUCCUGACAGAACCAGUGUUCAGAAUACCGUCCUCUUUCCUUUUAGGUUUUGAUUUUAAAGCCUGUGAUGUCAGACUCUGGUUUUUCAUGCCAGUCUCAACAGAAUAACAUCAGCACCAACCAGCUCUGUGAAGGAUGGGAGUGUUCGGAGGAUGAGGGGCGGAGGAUGAAGAGGAGAGAGAAGAACAGAGUUGCAGCUCAGAAGAGCCGCAAAAGACAAACUCAGAGAGCCGACCUGCUGCACGAGGCCUGUGAGCUGCUAGAGCAGAGGAACAGGAAGUUGAGGAGGGAGGUGGAUUCUCUGUCAGAGGAGCAGCACCUGCUGACCGAAGCUCUUAGAGCCCACGAGCCCUUCUGUCCCAUCAUGCACUGCUCCUUUGCCUCCUCCACCUCUUCCACCCUGCAGCCCGAGAACAUGGCAGCCCGUUCUGUUUGAGGCAGGGAACAAAGUUUCUGAAGACGAGUUAAACUUCUGAAUGUAUCUGAGAGUUGGUGUCUCUGUAAUGCUGCAGUGAACCUCUAGAGAGCGCUGUUCACCACGCUUAAACACAGUGACGAUGCAACAGGUUUGAGCUGCUGCUGAUCUCAAAUCCCGGUGAAGAGCGUCCUCUGGUGGUGUUGUUACAGAGCUGAUCAUGUUACUGAGAGCAGACCUGAGCUGCAGCAAAUACGAAGCUAUCAGUCGAAAAGCAACGUCAGUGUAAUAUUGUUGUCUUUGUUGUGAUCAGAAUAAAGUACUGACUCAUUUCUAUGUGGACAUAUGUUUAACAAAAUGGAUCUGGUUAUACAUUUUCACUGUUCCUAAAUGAAGAAAGAUGGGCCAUUACUAUUAUCUUCUUCUUCUCAUAGAAGCUAGUCUGAAACCUUUGCUCAUAAAACAACAUUAGUUUAAUCAGCUUUAAUCAGGGAUAGGGAUUGAAAGAAUGUUUACACAUUCAGUAGCCACUUUAUUAGGUACACCUCACUAGUACGGGGCUGGACCCCAUUUUUACCCACAGAGCUGCUAUAAUUCUUUGUAGCGUAGCUUCACUGAGGUUCUGGAAAGUUUUUGUCCAUGUUGCUGUGAUAGCCUCACAAUAGUCUCUCGUUUCAUGACAUCCCAAAGGUGCUCUAUUGGAUUGACAUCUGGUGACUGUGGACGUCAUCCAUGUACAGUGAACUCCCUGUCAAGUUUUAGAAACCCGGUGGAGAUCAUUUGAGUUUUGUGACAGGGUGUGUUAUCUUGCUAGAAGGUGACACACCCUACUCAUCAAUAAUCACUGGUCAGGUUGUUUAAACAUUGCUCAUUUGGUAUUAAGGAUCCCAAAGUGUGCUAAGGAAAUAACUCCAACACCAACAGCAGCCUGAACUGCUGAUACAACGCCAGAUGGAUCCGUGCUGUAUGUUGUUUUCACCAAAUACUGAUUCUACAAUACAAAUGUGCUUCCAGUCCUGUGAGCCAGUGUGAACGGUAGCCUCAGUUUCCUGUUCUUAGCACACAGGAGUGGUAGCUGGUGUGGCCUUCUGUUGCUGGAGCACAUUUGCUUCAAGUUUGGACCUGUUGUGCAUUCAGAUAUUGCCUUCUUUGGUUUUAAUGAGUAAUUAUUUGAGUUCCUGUUUCUUUCCUGCCUGCUCAAAGCAGUGUGCCAUUUCC